Messenger RNA from Anisakis simplex (herring worm), 123 nucleotides. The record is from the annotation of a GenBank genome assembly. Lineage: Eukaryota; Metazoa; Nematoda; Chromadorea; Rhabditida; Anisakidae.
UGGUCAAGUGAAAAUCGGAUGAGUGCAGGCGAGUUGGGAAUGCGUCUGGUUGAGUAUUACGCGAAUGUGGAUAUAUUUCGAUGUGCGAUCAACUUGGAGAAAGGAACAUUACAAAGAAAGUGA